UUGGGAGGCCAAAUUAUUAUAUUGUGGAUCUUGCUAAAUUUCAAUUGCUGGUUACGAAAAUUUUCGUUGAUAUCCUCAGCGUUAGGGUUUAUUUUGUCUCAAUCUCUCAACCUUAGCCCAUCCUCUAUUUAACCCUUUUCUCCAUUUCAUUCCACAUCAUCUUCUCUAUCUCUAUCACCUAUCUUAAAUGUUAACACUACCAUGGCUGCUGAGCUUGGCCUUCUCUCCUUGAACAAUUUCCACCACCGAAAGCUACCUCAAACCCAACAAAAUCACAAUCAUCAGCGACACAACUCAUCAUCAACUUCCUGGAUGUGGAACCCUAAGCAAACCCAAGAAGAAGAUGACUCCUGGGAGAUCAGAGCUUUUGAAGAAGACACAGGUAAUGUAAUGGGGACAACUUGGCCGCCGCGCUCUUAUACCUGCACUUUUUGUAGAAGAGAAUUCCGAUCAGCUCAAGCCCUAGGUGGUCACAUGAAUGUACACCGCCGUGACCGAGCUAGGCUUCACCAAACUGUGCAACCACCUGGUUCAAUCAACCACCCUAACUCAUCAUCAACUUCUACUUCUUCAUCAACUUUCUUAAUCCCAACUCAAGAAUUUUCCACUACAAAUGGUGGGUUAUGUCUGCUCUAUCAAUUACCGAACCCUAAUGGGAUUUUCACUUCAACUAUGAAUGCAUGUGCUAUUGAUUCACCUUCUACUCUUCUCUCUAUCUCGCCAUAUCCCCAUAACCACUUGAGUGGCCAAUCUCUUAAUUAUCCAGUAGCUUCACCAGUGAUAAAUUCUUCUCAUUUUUACUCAAGCAAAGCCGAAUCCUCAGCUUCGAUUGACAAGUACAAGGAUUUGGGAAAUGAAGAACUUGAUCUAGAACUGAGGUUAGGACACAGAUCGACUUCAUCAUCAUCAUCAGCAUCAUAAUAAAGUCACUAGAUCAAAAGCUUAGACUAGUGUGAGUGUGAUUUGCUUUCAAACUGCUGCGUCUUGGAAGAUAGAGAUUGCCAUUGACUUGUUUUCAAUUUUUUUUUUUUUUUUCUAAAUCAGUGAUGGGCUUGAGAUUGACUGUGUGAGAGAGAGAAAUUGAAAGAGAGAAUUUUAGGUGCCAUGGAAAGUAAAGAGGAGGAAAGUAGAAGAGAAAGAUGAGCACCAUGUAAAAUCAAAUGAAAAAGAAAAAAAAAAAUUGAAUGAUUUGAUUUUUUUUUUUUU
Molecule: messenger RNA, 1206 nt
Organism: Manihot esculenta (cassava)
Lineage: Eukaryota; Viridiplantae; Streptophyta; Magnoliopsida; Malpighiales; Euphorbiaceae
Product: zinc finger protein 10
Exons: 1
Coding region: 202-921 (239 amino acids)
Source: RefSeq, a predicted model, not a curated record